AUGCUAGCACUUCAGUACGAAUCUCCCAAAGAGGGCCUAAAGCUUUGCAAAAUCCCAAUACCCGAGCCUGGCCCCGGUUCGGUGCAGAUCCGUGUGAAGGCGGCGGGAUUGUGCUACUCGGACUGUCAUCUCGUCAAAGGACACGACGGUGUGCUUGUCAGGAAGCCCAUCACGCUGGGCCACGAGGUAUCAGGCAUCAUAACCGCUAUCGGUCCCAGUGUGGUCGGAUACCGCGCUGGCGACCGCGUCGCUGUGUCACUUCUCGCGUAUCCUCUCAACAUGGACGCCGAGUACGCCGUCGCACCAGUGAACCGACUCGUUCGGAUCCCUGAUGGUGUUCUUUUCUCCCAAGCCGCGGUCGCGACGGAUGCGACGGCCACAGCUUACCAUGCCGUAAUGAUUGAAGCUGGCGUAUGUCCCGGCGCAACGGUUGGGAUUGUCGGCAUUGGAGGCCUCGGGAUGCAAGGUCUUCGUUUUGCAGCACUCAAAGGCGCCACGGUUUACGGCAUCGACAUCGUGGACUCCAAGUUCGCGCGGGCCAAACAACUCGGCGCUCGCGGGUGUUUCAAGAGUUUGAAGGAGGUCGGGGAUAUUGCUUUUGACGUAAUAGUCGACUUUGUUGGCGCCAAAGAGAUAACGAGAUCCGCCCUUGAGCGUGUCAAAGAAGGAGGCAAGGUCGUACUUGUUGGACUGGCAGCGGGAAACGUGACCAUCUCGAGCACCGAUUUGGUCACACGUAGCAUCACACUGAUCGGGUCAUUAGGUGCUAGCGAAGCCGAUUUGAAGGACGUAUUAGAGCUACUCUCAAGGAAAGAAAUCGACCCGGAACUGGAGGAAAUCCCCUUUUCAGAUAUCCCGGCCGGGCUUAAUGCCCUUGAUAUAGGUAAAGCUCAAGGAAGGCUUUGGACGGAUCCAAGCAAGCCCAGAAAAAGAUUUAGUCAGCUGUAA
Colletotrichum navitas is the source of this 948-nucleotide messenger RNA. Its product is annotated as alcohol dehydrogenase GroES-like domain-containing protein. Gene Ontology annotation, molecular function: zinc ion binding; alcohol dehydrogenase (NAD+) activity. The coding region runs from base 1 to 948 and encodes 315 amino acids. The transcript has 2 exons. Gene Ontology annotation, cellular component: cytoplasm. Lineage: Eukaryota; Fungi; Ascomycota; Sordariomycetes; Glomerellales; Glomerellaceae. The record is from RefSeq and is a predicted model, not a curated record.